This is a messenger RNA of Clunio marinus, 2000 nucleotides long. Lineage: Eukaryota; Metazoa; Arthropoda; Insecta; Diptera; Chironomidae. The record is from the annotation of a GenBank genome assembly.
GAUAGCUAAACCGCUUUUAUCAUCAGAACAUUCAUAUUCACACUUAGAGUGCUUAUCAGUGUACGUCAAUUUUUGUUUGCACGCGCUUACUUAAUGUUAUAUUUAUUCAAGUACUGAAAUUUAAAAUUCAGUCAAAGCAAAGCAUUCAAAGUGAUAACAAGCUGGAACCAAAUAAUUUAUAAUCUUCAGUCAUACAAUGGAGAAUUAUACAUCAGAUUCAUCAGAUUCCGACUCACACACAAUCGACUAUCAAAAUCGAAACUUUAAACUCUCAAAAAUCGAGGACGAUUUCUUAAACAUGUUCAAAAGUGAAAGAUCUUAUGGUGACAUCGAAACGAUAAUUCUUUACAAUAAUCAACUAGGAAGUUUACCCCUUUCAUUGGUCAAAUUCUAUAAUCUCAACACGUUAGAUGUAAGCAACAAUUUUCUGACAACCAUUGACAUUGAAGUGCUCGUUCAAUGCCCCUUAAGAACAUUGAUAGCCAAAAACAACCAGCUCACGAAUGCAUCCCUUCCGAAAACAUUCAAGUCAAAAUUGGGACAAUUACGUGAAUUGAAUCUGAGUGGAAAUCAGUUGACACACUUUCCAGAUCAAGUGCUUGAAUUGAAGUCUAUCAAAUAUUUGUAUCUCAACGGGAAUCUUAUUGAAAACAUUCACAAGGACGUUUGGAAGAUGAAGAACUGUCUGACCUUUUCAUUCCCUUUCUUUCUUUCAUUUUUGUUGUUGUUGUUUGUCGGCAGUUUGCAUCUCUUGUCGCUUGGAGGUAAUCGUCUGAGAAGUAUUCCUGAAUCAAUUGGCAGUCUUUCUCAGCUUCAAGCACUUAAUUUGUGUGACAACUUUAUCGAGCAAAUACCGUCAAGCGUUGGUCGUUUGCAUAACUUAAAAACUUUGUCAUUGCAUAAAAAUGUCAUAAAAACUUUACCACGCGAAUUAAUUUCGCUGCAAAAUCUGACAGAGCUUUCCCUUCGCGAUAAUCCGUUAGUGGUGCGUUUCGUUCAAGAACUUGCAAUGACACCAACAAGCUUAAAAGAAAUUUCAGCUCGAGUUGUAAAAACUUUUGGAGUGCCAUUUGAACCAGUCGAUGUUCCUCGAACUAUUAUAGAUUAUCUUCAAAGUGCAAAUUGUUGUGUCAAUCCUGAGUGUAAAGGUGUUUUCUUCGACAACAGAGUGGAAAAUAUAAAAUUCAUUGACUUUUGUGGGAAAUACCGAGUGCCCUUCCUCCAGUAUUUAUGUAGUUCCAGAUGUAUUGAAAACGACAACGUUUCAUCAGAUCCACAGCCAAGUGCCAGCGGUUACAUGAUGCGAAAAGUUCUGCUUGGUUAAUGGCUUGUUCAGAAAACAGAAGCAGACGAAUGUAAAUAUUUAUUAGUCAUGAGAAACUUUCCAGCAUUUUAAGCAAAAACAAAAGAAAAAAAAAUGGAAAAUUCGAAAGUCAAAUAAAUAAUUUCCUUGUUAUCAAGACAAACAGCAACAGAGUCAACGUGAUUCAAGUUUCAGUGAUAAAAUACAAUUUAAAGUUAAGAUAGCAAGCUGUUUUACUCUAAAAAUAAUUUGUUUCCAAGCUGCUUAUUGAAAUAAUGUUGAAUUGCUCUAGGUUUGUUUUGAUUAAGACUUUGUUUGAUAAUUCUAACGAGAAGAUAUUGGAAACGCUUCGAUGCAUCUUGAAAGCUUAUUGAGAAUUCAUCGAUCAUUUCAAGCAACAUGAAAUAUCAUCAAACUUCUACAUACCCUGCGAGCAUAAUAAGAUUGUGUGUGGGAAAAAGCAAAUAUGUUUUGAGAAUUUCAACUAUUUCUCCGUCUUAUGAAGAUUUAUUCACAUUUCUGCACAGCAGCGCAUUUCGUGCCAUUGUUAACAGAAUAUUUUCCACAUUCCUUUAUUUAAUCUAUUCUAUACAAAGCAAAUAAAGAUAUGCAUGAAUGUGAUGGAAAGUUAUUCAACAUGCACAAAUAAAUUGCAAAAGUUUCUUUUUCCUUUUACCUAAAUAGUUGGAUUGAAAGG